AUGGACGACUACGACUUCAUGCAGUAUUACGCAGCAUUAUCAUUUGAUUUUCUCGACCAAAUCGUCCAGAGGACAGACCAGCACGACCAUGAAAAUACAUCACUCGAAAGCCUCUACAGCAAAUCGGAACCUCUAGGGACAACUCGCACUGCACUUUCACCGGACUCUGAAUAUCGGGGCUCUGGAUAUCGGGACUCUGGAUAUUCGAGCUCUGGAUAUCGGGGCUCUGGAUAUUCGAGCUCUGGAUAUCUGAACUCGCAAUCCUCGGUACCCUCGGAUGUAUUACCCUUGAUACCAAUUAAGUUACAACCGGAGGAAAUCCAAGUACCAUCCCCCGCACCUCAGCCUUCUCCGCCGAGCAUCAGAAAUACCAAGCCCCAAAAUGUCAAAACGAAACCGAGAUAUGUUUGUCCUGUCCCAAGCUGUUUACGCGAAUAUGUUCGCAAGUCCUACUAUGUCAAUCACAUAAAGUCAAAACACCCCGAUCAUAAAUUGCCUGUCGAGACAGAUCCAACAUUACCGCCGUCUCUCGAUGCUGAGCCCAAGAAAGACGCGCCAGACCAGAGGGAUUUGAGCACGGAAAACCCUACUCUUGAAGAGCAUUUUCUAGAGCCACCUGUUUAUGAAUGGUUUGAAGAGGUUCUCAAUGAUGGAGACACAGUCCCUUCGAGUCAGGGACUGUGGCCAAUAGCCUCUUCACAGCAAUCUAUCAUUCCUACCCCCAGCCAACUACCCUCGUCUCUCACUCUUUCCUGGACGAACUCCUCGAAUUCGCCAUGGUUCGAAUCGGAUGGAGAAGCGUCUUUUGUGGCCGGCGAUAACUCUGUCAUUUUGACGAAUUUCAGUGAUGUAUCUACCUCAGCCGCGCGGCUGGCAUCGCUUGCUUCACGGCUCGUUACGCUUUACCUUGGACAGACAGCUGGGCCUCGAGAUGGUAGUGAGACUUCCUCACAGACAAGUCCUAGCUCGAGCAUGUCUAGCCAAGCGAACAGGAAUGCUCCUUCAAGCUCUGUCACAACGUCGCCGUCAAUUGAGAGAUCUCCACAGAAGAGACUGCGCCCUAAUGACAAGGAGGACGAGUCAAGAGACAGAAAAGUCCCCAGAACGUCCGACGUCUCGCCAACUGGCACAGACUCGAGACUCCUGGCUUGCCCGUACUCGAAAUUUGACCCAGCCCGGUAUUCAGAACGCAAUGAGCACGAACAGAAUUAUCGAGGGUGCUCAAGCUGUUUUCUCAAAGACAUUCCACGCUUGAAGCAGCAUUUAUAUCGUGUCCAUCGGCGACCUGAGCAUCACUGCCCGACCUGCUUCUCAUCUUUCGACUCGAAAGUCGUCUUGGACGCCCACAUUGUCGAGAGAUCUUGUCAGCAGCGCGUCUCUCCCUUUGAAGAGAAGAUGACCCAAGAUCAACUGAUGGCGAUCAAAAGGCGCGAAAUAGGUCGAAUGCGCUCCGAUGCAUGGUUUGGCAUCUACAAAAUCUUGUUUCCGAACUCGCCGUUGCCCCUGGAUCCGUAUGUCGACAGCAUCCACGCGGACACGGUGCAGAACUUUAUUGCUUUUUUUGAACGCGAAGGGCGAGUGGUUCUAGCGUCGGAGAUCAAUCAACGCAUGUUUGGUGAGGUGGCCACUACGCCUGCGGAGCAGGACUUCGUCGACAGGGUCCUCGCGGAGUCGAUAAACGUGCUGCUUCAGCGGCUUAAUUCGCGAUUCAGACAACCAUCGUCAUCCGAUACUACAUAUGUGUAA
Molecule: messenger RNA, 1746 nt
Organism: Fonsecaea pedrosoi CBS 271.37
Lineage: Eukaryota; Fungi; Ascomycota; Eurotiomycetes; Chaetothyriales; Herpotrichiellaceae
Exons: 2
Coding region: 1-1746 (581 amino acids)
Source: RefSeq, a predicted model, not a curated record